CAGCAGAAGCGGAAGAACAAAAACACGGGGAAGCAGCAACGCCAAUUGCAUCCACAAUCGAUCUAUUAUAUGACUGGAUAGAGCUCUGGAUAUAUAGCUGGAUAUAAGGACCAUCAAGUCGAGUGAGUACUACUUAGCUAGCUAAUAGCACAAGAAGAUAAGAGAUAAGAUAAGACAGCAGUGCAUCAGCUAAGUCAAGUCUUAAGAAGCCAAUCAUAAGAAGAAGAAGAAGAAAGGAAGAAGGAAGAUGACCUCCUACAAUCACAAUCAGCCGUCAUUCCUGCUGCAACCUCCCAACAACAACAACACUACUACUACGAGUACUACUACAAGUACUUCUACUUCUGGUAUGAGUAAUAAUAAUAUGGACAAUGGCCCUCGCGCGAAAUGCGAUCAAGUGAUCUUUGAAGCCAUGUCGAAAGCAGCCGAGAUUAUCGUGCAAGGACGUACGCGACCUACCGUUGGCAGUACCCAUCCUUCGCCGUACGCUCUAUCCGCCUUUGGAGGGACUGCUAUUAAUAGCAACAGCAAUAACAACAACAAUAACCAACAGCAUAAUGGCAGCAGUCGAUUCAAUCUCAUGGUGCCAGAAAUUGCACAUGUGCGUCAAAUCCUCCAACGAUGGCGCCGUGCUCUUCACGUUCCUCUGCGUUUGGAUUUGUACUAUCACAAUCCAGUGACCAACCAGAACGAAUUGGUGGAACGUUGGUGUUUGGAGUAUCAGACUGCCAAUAGCAACAGCAACAACAACACUUAUGACAACCACAAGCGCAACAGCAACACGAAUAGCAAUGAUCCCAUUGUCCAACUACGACAUGUCUGCAAAAAAAUUGUCAUUUGGCUCCGCAAUCUGUAUUGCUCGUCUCGACUUCUACCUGCACAAGCACUGCAGCAUCCCAGUUGUGGUGCCAUGGGAAUGCCGCCUUUGCAAUUCUCCAUUUACACUCCCACAACCUCAACUACAACACCCCAUACUCCACACAAGGAAGAAUUGCAAGGCUACUUGCGCCAACAACAACCAUCCACCGUUGUCACGCCCUAUGGAGAAUUGGCAUGGACUGUCUAUUAUGCCUCCAAAACGUACAUUGAAGCCUACUUGCCACCCACGCAUCCUGCCAAGGCACCCCUUUGGAAACAAUCCGAUAAUGGAACUACGGCACGGCCCAUUCUACGAAAUACUACGGCACCCAUGGCCAUUCCACGCACUGCCAGUACCGAUCAGUUGCAUACUGGACAGCAACAGCAGCAGCAGCAACACCAAGCCAUGGUGCCACAAUCCGCACCGGCAGGAGGAAAUUAUUUUUUGCAGGCUCACAACAACAAUAAUCAUCAUCACAACAAUCAUCAUUACAAUCCGACAGUGCCAUACAAUCAACAACAACAGCAACAAAAUCAGCCAACGUCAUUGCAGUACCCCAACAAUACGUAUCAUGCUCCACGACACCUCAUGCAUCGAUCCAAUAGCAGCCAUCAGGAAGAACAUGCCAAUCAUCAUCAUCACCAUUAUAUUCAACGACGCAAUACAUCCCUCGGCAUUCCGGAAACGGCAGCUGCUGCAAGGAUACAAUUGCAGCAAAUGGAUAAGAAUGCCCAUGCCCAUAACAACCACAACCACAAUAAUACUACCAAAACCAUGCCGACCAAGGCCGAAUUGGAAAAACCCGAACGCAUCAUGAGUGGAUUGAGUUUGGCACUACUCGAUGACAACAGCAAUGAUAAUACUACUAAUGGUACUGCAAACAACAGCAGCAAUAACAACCAAACGACGCCAAUCGAAAAUGACGAGCAAGUCGAAAAACGAAGGGCGGCAUUGCAUCAUGCGCCACCACAAUUCAACAACAACAACAAUAACAACAACAAUACGGAAUAUGGAUAUGCCUACAACAAUCAUAUUUCUUGGAAUCAAAUUCGGCCUUCCACCAAUGUACCCAUUGCGUUGCCAGCGUCUCCCACCGAUCAACCACUGCUCGCAAGACAGAGUUAUUCGCCCGCUCGAGGACGACUUGGCAGUAGUCCGGGGACACGACUCGGUACGAGUCCCAUUGUCGGAACACCGCCGACAGGGGGCGCUUUUUUACGAACGGCUACUGGAACCACGCCGGUCAACACGGCGGCCUUGUUGCCACCGCGGAAUAUGGCUGCGGCACCACCGUUUCCCACCCGACCCAUGGGAUUUGCACAACCGCCGCCACCCGUAGCAGCACAGCAACAGCAGCAACAACAGCACCCAUCUCCACAGCAGCAAGCACCUCAACAACCACCGCAACAAGAACAACCGCCCAUGACGUCACUCGAUUUGUUACACAGCAGUCCUUUUCAACAAGGGGCUUCCAUCAUGAUGACACAACAACAACAAGUUCCUACUACAAGCGCUACGAGUAAUCCCAUGCUGAAUAGUCUUGGUAGACCACCGGCUUCCUUUUUAGCCAUGAGUGGGGGACAAUCAUCGGCCAUGAUGAUGAUGAUGAUGAUGGGAUCGGCGCAAGCGGGCAACCAUCACAACAGCCACAUUAACGAUACCGUUAUCCAAGCGACUCAGGAUGACGAAGAAGAAUUGUUUCAAGACAUGCCCUUUGCCGUCGAAGAUUUGGCGCCUCCAACGACGACAACGACGACCAUGAGUAGUCAUACCAAUACAACUGGUGUACCACCACCCGUCGAUGCCUAUUACGAUUUGGGAUCGUCGUCCGCUGCCGUGGCAUCCUUUGCACAGAAAUGUGCUCCCGCGCCGCAUCAUCGACUCAAGUUGUUUGACAGUACAACGACGACGACCACGACGAACAAUAAUAACAAUACGGCGACGGAUGUCUUGGGCAGUGGAGACUUGACGACUCAAUUGGCUGAGUUUCGGUCCUUUGGUGCUUCGCUCAUGGCAUCGUCGUCACGUGGUGGUGCUGGCGGUGGUAACAGCGGAAGUGAUGACAGUGGCAGUACGUCCCAGUUGACCAGUGCGGCGCCGCUGCCGCUUCGAACGAAUUGAGGCAGUGGAACGGAUUGCGGACUAGCUAGCGAGUUCUACCUAGCUAGCUGACCCAGCAGCUAGCCAGCCUAGAAGUGGGGCCUGGUAGUACGUACCGUGCACUCUGUACUCAAUGGGACGGUGCUCCGAACGGAUUGAGUCGAACGGAUUGCAGACUAUCGAGCUAGCUGGCCAGCCUACUAGAAGUGGGGCCUGGUCUGUACCGUACUCGAUGGGACGGUGCUGCAUGGAUGGGGGAAAGCUUUGUUUGUUUGUUGGAUUUUUGCAUGUACGAUGCGAUACCGGUAGGGUGCAUACAUGCAUGCUCCACUGUCUCUCUUAUUAGGGAUGAGGCCAUGUUGAGACCGCAACUUUGCUAGAUCCGUAUGAAACCUGGUGGCGAUGAAGUUCAAGGAUACAGCGGCCACGUACGAAUUGGCCUGAUUGGGGUUUGGACGGCUCCGUGCUGUCGUACAUGUCUAUACGUAAACAUUAACAAGUACACUACAUGUACAAUGAUGACUUGUUUGGUAGUAACCGUGUUGAACUAAAAGUACUCCGUCAAUAGUAGAAA
Molecule: messenger RNA, 3533 nt
Organism: Seminavis robusta
Lineage: Eukaryota; Bacillariophyta; Bacillariophyceae; Naviculales; Naviculaceae
Source: the annotation of a GenBank genome assembly